CACUUGAGCUAGCCUCACAUGGUUAUAAAAGAGCAGUACUUAACCCAUACUUUUUCUAACUUCCAAUUGCUUUUUGGCGGCGCCUACCAAAAAAAAUCAAUGCAAGAGCAAGAGAGUUAUUACAACAUGUACAUUUAUAUAUUAAAUAUGAAAUCAUGUUACAACUUGCAUAUACAUAUAUAUUUAUACACGUAUACACUCUAUUUAUAUCACAUACCUCCCCUCUAUCCCUUUCAACACAUUCCACAAAAACACCCCACAAAAGAAGAGUACCUAAACUUCUUCAAAAAAAUGGCUAAAUACCAUAAAAAUUUCAUCUUCACUAUCUCUCUUCUCUUAUCUUACUUAUCUUUAAGCAUCUCUUAUUAUGAUCAUCAUAAUAAGUGUUCAUUUCCUAAGGAGUGUGGUAAGGCUAAGACUAGUGGCAUGUUUGUGUUUGGAAGCUCUUUGGUUGAUAAUGGCAACAAUAAUUUCUUCGAAAAUAGGGCAAAAGCAGAUUAUUUGCCCUACGGAAUGGACUUCCCAAAUGGCCCAUCUGGGAGAUUCACAAAUGGGAAGAACAUAAUCGAUUUGCUCGGCGAACAUCUUAAGUUACCGAUUGAUUUCAUUCCUUCUUUUAAAGAUCCUUCUACUAAAGGACUCAAAAUUGUUAAUGGUGUUAAUCAUGCUUCUGCUUCUUCUGGCAUUUUAGAUGACACUGGCAUCAUUGCAGGCAAUGUAACAAGCUUGAGGCAACAAAUAAAAGACUUUGAAGAGGAGAGUUUACCAGAAUUGGAAAAUGUAUUGGGUUGCACAACCAAUGAUUCACUUCCAAACUACCUGUUUGUGGUUGGAGUUGGAGGAAACGACAUCGUUUUCAAUUAUUUUCUUAGGAAAACUUAUCUCACUAUGGAUCCUCCAACCUUCACCAAAAAUCUCACUGUUGUUUUAGCUCAAUAUAUUCAGAAGCUGUACAAUUUAGGAGGAAGGAAAUUUGUAUUAACAGGAGUAUUUCCAUUGGGAAAUUAUCCAUUGGUAAAGCUUAACAUGCCUAAUUGUGAUUUUUGUGUCACUCUCCUAAACCAAGCUGCUCAACUCUUCAACACCAAUUUGGCUUCAAUGGUGGCACAAUUAAGAACCCAAAUGCCCGGUUCUCACUUCGUUAUCAUCAAUACUUAUAACAUUCUCAAUCAAAUCUUAUCCGAUCCCGCUCCUGAAGGGUUUAUAAACACAACAAAUAGUUGUUGCCAAGUCUUGUCCCGCCUUCAAGGUGGAAUAAAUGGAGUUGUAUGUGAAAGAGGUGGAGAAACAUGUGAAGAUAGGAAUAAAUAUGUGUACUUUGAUGCCUUGCAUCCAACUGAGGCUGUAAAUGUUCUCAUUGCAAAUCAAGCCUAUGCUUCUCAUAACAAACUUAUGGUUUUUCCAAUUAAUGUCCAACAACUCUCUCAAUUUUAAAUUAUUAUUAAUACUUAUAAUAAUCGAAAUUAAAGAAAGAAUACUUUUCCCAGUGCAUUUAAUAAAUAUAUCAAAGUCUUACUAUAAGUAUGUAAUGUGAUCAAAUGGCUUAUUUAAAUAUAUGGUUAUGAUGGA
Molecule: messenger RNA, 1569 nt
Organism: Cannabis sativa
Lineage: Eukaryota; Viridiplantae; Streptophyta; Magnoliopsida; Rosales; Cannabaceae
Product: GDSL esterase/lipase At1g29670-like
Exons: 5
Coding region: 19-1434 (471 amino acids)
Molecular function (GO): hydrolase activity, acting on ester bonds
Source: RefSeq, a predicted model, not a curated record